GGUCCUUCGGUGCGGCGUCUCCGAGCAUCUCCCUCUGCGCGCGCGCGCUCACGCCAUCCUCGCUGCCCCCCUCCACCCACUCACACCACCCCCACGCGAGUCUCCCCCCCCCGCCCUUGCCCACCACCGCGUCCUCCUUCCCCUCCUCCUCUAGCCCCACCCUCGCCCCCCUCCCGCUGCUCCCAAUCACACUCCAGCCUGAUGCUGGAGCCGAGCGUCAUUCCAGCCUCGGCGGCGCUGCUGCAGACAUGGCGACAACGCUGACAAUGGUCCAGCCGCUCACUCUGGACAGAGAUGUUGCCAGAGCAAUUGAACUGCUGGAGAAACUACAAGAAUCUGGAGAGGUACCAGGACACAAGCUACAGUCACUUAAAAAAGUACUGCAGAGUGAGUUUUGUACAGCUAUCCGAGAGGUAUAUCAAUAUAUGCAUGAAACCAUAAACGUUAAUGGCUGCCCAGAAUUCCGUGCCAGGGCUACUGCAAAGGCAACAGUUGCUGCUUUUGCAGCAAGUGAAGGCCAUUCACACCCUAGAGUGGUAGAACUGCCAAAGACUGAUGAAGGCCUUGGCUUUAAUGUGAUGGGUGGAAAAGAACAAAAUUCACCUAUUUAUAUUUCUCGCAUAAUUCCUGGAGGAGUUGCCGAAAGGCAUGGAGGACUCAAACGGGGAGACCAGCUGCUUUCUGUUAAUGGAGUGAGCGUGGAAGGAGAACACCAUGAAAAAGCUGUGGAACUUCUGAAGGCUGCUAAGGACAGCGUCAAGCUGGUAGUACGCUAUACCCCCAAGGUGCUGGAUGAGAUGGAGGCUCGCUUUGAAAAACUGAGGACAGCACGACGCAGACAACAGCAACAACUGCUAAUUCAGCAGCAACAGCAGCAGCAAAAUGCACAGCAAAAUCACAUGUCAUAGAUGGUUCUUUUUUUAAAAAGAAAUCUGAAUCAACGAUUCAACAACUUAGCUGCAAAGCUGUGCUUCAUAUUCCAGCAUACAGUAAAGAAGCAGCAGCAAUGACAAAAACAACAACAGUGUUCACCAGCAAACUGAAUGAUUGCCAUAAGAAUUGUUUGGCAAGCCAACAAUAAACCCUUUCUGUGAGGCUUUUCAGUAUACUGAGAAUGAAAGGUUUUCUUUGACUCCUGUUGUAUGGUAAGGUUUUCAAAUUAAAAGUUUCAAAAAGAAAAAGAACACUCUGAAAUAAAGAGUAUCUAUGGCUUAUGAAUGAAUGUAUGUAUGGUUCACUCCUGUGCUCUUUACAGUGAUACUUCAGUGAGAAUUUGUGAAAUGGAUGCAAGAUAGGCCACUACCAAGAGUGAAGACUGUCAAAUGUUUGUUGCCCUGAUACAGCUUUAGUCACUCUUUUUUAAAGUAUUGUGUGUGACUUGGUGCAUCAGAAUGUAAGUGCAAACAUGCAUUAGAUUGUGCAUCCCAACUGAAAGCAGUGCAGUGGAUAAACUGCAUCCACAAGUGGACAGCGUACAGCUCUUUAUCCAGCAAGCAAAACAUGUGAUGAAGCCUGAUUUCAUGCACAGAUCUCUAGGGCUAGAUCUAGACUUGUGUGUAAGGUUAACUUCUUAAGAGAAUAUUGCAUCAAUUCAAAAUAUCGCCACUUAAAAGACCCUCAUACAUCAUAUAUAACAUCUUCACACCACAUUCUUGUAGAGUGGUUUUAAUCUGAAAUCCAGUUCGUAAUAAUUCUCCAGUUUGUUUCCUGAAAGUUAUUACAAUAUUUCUACUCGGGCAAGGCUGCAAUGUUUAGUCAAUUCAUUAAUGAGAUUUAAUUGAUCAAAAAUUUUCAAUCUGUUAAAAAGGUGGCCUUGAUUAAUCAGGCCUCAAUCUUUUAAAAAAUGUUAAUUAUUUUUAAUGAAAGUAUUUACAAGUUUAUGUAUAGCAGACAUCUUUAGAAUAGGCAUUUAUCUUCUUUCUCGGAAAAGAAUGUUUCUGAGAUGGUGCUGCUGGCCACGUGUGCAUUAUCUAAAAACAAAGCAAAUAUUUUUUUUCCCUUCAGAACUGAUGCUUUAGACAUAUAUGAAAUGGAUGCAGAGUUAAUUGGUUAAUUAAAUCAAAACUCAUACAAUGAAUUGACUGAGAUGUCUUUAAUCAAGUGACAGCUCUGAUUUAUACAACAUUCAAUUUGUAAAGGCAUUUCGCUUGUUACACUUGAUGUAUACAUUUAAUUCAACUGAACAGGUUUAAUUCUAUCUUUUGUUAGUAGUAAAACUAGGAUCCUAGAACUGUAUUUUUAAAUAUAGAUAUUGCUAGUAUAUCUACCAUAGCUAUUACUCAGAAAUCUAUAACUGAAUAUACAGUAUAUUUAUAAGAUAUAUUUAAAUAUAUAUACACAUAUAUACACACAUACAUGCAUAUAUUGUCAGAUUGUAUUUGUUCCAGAAGUAGGAUCUAUACAUGCUAUAUAUUGCAAACGUUGUGAAAUGUUAAUGAGAAAUUUCUGUUUCAAAAAAUAGGUAUAACCAGGUAUCUCAGUAUUCUUCUAUUUUUCAAAUAUAUUUUUGUUUACGUAUUGUUGUUUGAUUUAGUACAUCAGAUUGCUUAAUCACAUCUUAUUCUCAAAAUGGGAGGCAGGCCUCUCUAAACAGGCAUAACUGCAAGUGUAAUAUUAAUUUUCUCUGAACCUUUACAACUCAGUCCUGGUCCAUAUAUGCAGCAGAAUGGUAGGAAUGAGAAAACAGAGCCCUGAGUUGGUGGAAUGAAGCGGUGUGCUUCAGACUACAUCAGUUUUGUUUCUGUUUUUAAUGCACCCCUACAGCUCCCUUUAGAGAUAAUCAAUGAGCACAGAAACUUUUGGAAUUUUGGGUUGUUGCUGUUUUCAUUUUUUACGUAGGGGUGCAUUCAAACAUGAUAUCCCCUGUCUGCAGUUUGAAGAGUUGCAGCCCACUCUACCACCUUAGGAUUCUUCUAUCUCAUAUUGCCGAAUGUGUAGAUGAGGCCUAAGUCCAGUGACCUUCACUAUUUUUCAAGUGGGGGCUACUCUGGCAAAAAAAAAACCCUUCCAUGUGGGAGCCAUUUCCCACUCUGACUUCUGCCCAAUACUGUGCUUUUCUCAGUACUGGGAGGGCCCUUUAUGAGAGAUGGAGCGCUCUCUUAAGAACUCUGGGAGGAAAGCACUGGAAUGGGCUACACUUCCCAGCACUCCUCGCACACCUCCCAAGAUGGUGUAGGGGCUCGAGGGGGCUGUUUCCCUCAAAGAAGCCCCCAGGCACUAGGCAAAGUGUAACUCUGCCCAGUGAAAAUGGUUGCCUCCACAUAGGGCCAGGGGGACUGUGCAUAGUAUUAUGCUUUGGCCAAAGUUUCGUAUAGGCCCAAUAAACAAUUAGUCAGGGAGCUGCACUAGGUUGAUGGGGACCACCACUGGCACGCAGCCUUACAGUGAAGAAUACUGCCUUAGUCUCUACUCAUGGGCAGUUAGGAACGUCUAUUACGUUCUUCCACCUGGUACAACGUCAUCAUGUCCUGUUCUGGGACCCCUGACUAAUGAUAACUGCCCUAACUCUCAUGCAGGGAUCUUUUCUAGUUUUGAUAUUCUUUAACUGGAAAUACCAGGGCUUCAACAUGGGGCAUUAUAUAUGCAAAGCAAGUACUCUACCACUAGUUUCAUAUAUCCUAACAAGCCUUUGGGACCCAAAAAUAUAAAAAGAUGUGCCAGCACCUGCUGCUAAUAGGAGAAUUUAAAUAAUUAUUAGAAUGUGUGCACCUCCAUCUAAAUCAGUUUAACAGAACCAUUUAUAACUUCAAAAUAAUAAAAACCAAAUUAAAAAUAUUCCAAUUCAAAUUUAUAUGCCCACAGUCUCUAAACUAUUAAAUUCAUAUUUCUAUCUCACCCGUCCUCCAAGGAGCUUAGACCAGCAUACAAGUUUCUCCCCAUUAUGUCCUCACAACAACCGUGUGUGAAGUAGGUUAGACUGAGAGAUAGUAAGUAGCCCAAAGGCCACCAAGCAGGUUUCAUGACUAAGAGGGAAUUAAAUAUUAAUAGUCAUGUUGAAAGACUGGCAAAAAUGUAAAAAUUCUUAGAGAUGAUUUCUAAACACUGAUCCUAGGAUCUUGGCUUUAAAUAUAUGCUUAAAGAAGAAACAGCAUGGUAAUCUGCCAGAGUUCUGUCAGGCUCCAAUGAGCAUGUACUCUGCACAGUACAUAUGCAGAGUAUAUAUUCCCCUUUCUCAUAUGAAGCCAGACAGUGUUUUGUACACACAUUUUUGUAAAUAAUCUGUGAGAAGUAUUUUCAAAGCCAAAUUAAAGUUACAUUAAUUUCCCUUCAGUUCAUGAUAUUUAGGCUUUAUGCAUUUAAAAUGAUAUUUAGGCUUUAUGGGUAUCCAAGAGAGAAAACAUAACUGUGUAGAAUUGUAUUUUAGUAUUGUUUCAGUAAUAUCUGGAGCCAGGACAAUGGAACUAUAUCUCUGUGUUACACAACCUUAAAUGUGGAAUUUCAUAUUUUGGUCUUAGAUUUUAGUUUUAUGUACUUAGCAACUGUAAUGUAUCUUAUGAAAUAUUUAACUUUUAAAUGAUAUUGUUUAAGGAUUUAUGUAAUUAUUGAGUGUAUACAAGCUAUGGUCACUUUCCACACGGACUGUAUUAUGUUAUAACAAUAACAACUUCAGUUAUAGUAACUGCCCUGUAAAAAGUUCUUAUAUACUAAACAUAAACUGCAAUGUCAAACUCCAUCCAAAAGUAAAUUUUGAUAAGAUGGUAAUGCCUAAAGUAGAUUGCAUACAUAAAAUGUCACUCAUGUUUAAGCAGUGAGUAUCAACAUUAUUGGUAUCUUAUAAUUUAAUAAAUUACACAACAUA
Messenger RNA from Hemicordylus capensis (graceful crag lizard), 4798 nucleotides. It is a transcript of the gene LIN7A, whose product is annotated as lin-7 homolog A, crumbs cell polarity complex component. The record is from RefSeq and is a predicted model, not a curated record. The transcript has 6 exons. Gene Ontology annotation, cellular component: MPP7-DLG1-LIN7 complex; synapse; cell-cell junction. Gene Ontology annotation, molecular function: L27 domain binding. Lineage: Eukaryota; Metazoa; Chordata; Lepidosauria; Squamata; Cordylidae. The coding region runs from base 249 to 908 and encodes 219 amino acids. Gene Ontology annotation, biological process: neurotransmitter secretion; protein localization to basolateral plasma membrane; maintenance of epithelial cell apical/basal polarity.